Messenger RNA from Coregonus clupeaformis (lake whitefish), 664 nucleotides. Its product is annotated as NADH dehydrogenase [ubiquinone] iron-sulfur protein 6, mitochondrial. The record is from RefSeq and is a predicted model, not a curated record. Gene Ontology annotation, biological process: mitochondrial electron transport, NADH to ubiquinone. Lineage: Eukaryota; Metazoa; Chordata; Actinopteri; Salmoniformes; Salmonidae. The coding region runs from base 198 to 566 and encodes 122 amino acids. The transcript is spliced from 4 exons.
ACGCGUUGCAGAAUUGAUCAACUACAAAGUAUUAAAAAUGAUCCACUCCUUAAUAUGAUAAUUGUGUUACCGUUGGUUGCAAACGAUUCGUGAAUAUUUUAUGACUUCACAGCACUAGGACCAGGCGGACGUCUUUGGAGGUCGGAGAAGCUCCCUCAUCUUUGCAAACCAUCUUGGGUAUAGAGUCCAUUGUAAACAUGGCUGCCGCUGUGCAUCGGAUUCUGUCCUUCAGUAGAAAUGCUAAGGUGCUUGUAUCACCUCUACAGCGCUACAGUGUAGAAGUGUCGACCACUGGAGAGCAAAUUACCCACACCGGACAGGUGUAUGAUGAAAAUGAUCCCAGGCGGGCCAGGUUCGUAGGCCGACAGAAAGAGGUGAACAAGAACUUUGCAAUCAAGCUGGUGGCUGAAGAGCCAGUCAGUGGCAUCGAGGCCAGAGUGGUGUCAUGUGACGGGGGUGGAGGAGCACUGGGCCACCCAAAAGUCUACAUCAACCUGGAUAAAGAAACUAAAGUGGGAACAUGUGGCUACUGUGGACUGCAGUUCAAGCAGACCCAUCAUCAUUGAGACUCUUUCUCAGUCCCUCUCUCUCUCUCUCUCUCUCUCUCUCUCUCUCUCUGUAGUCUGUCAUUCUGGUUAAUAAAUUAUAUCUACUUUUCUCCUCA